UUUUAUUGGUAGUAAUUAAUAGUCAUUGUUACUGUUGCCUGUUUUAAUGGCCAAUUUAUGUUUUCAUGUCUUUGCGACUGUUUAUCAAUGAUGAUUUUAUGAUUUCAUAAUCCUGACCAUUUGGAUACUCUUUAGAACAUUAAGGUUGUGACAAAGCUGACCUAAUUGUCACUGCUGGGCAACACUGGCACACACACGCACACACCUACACUUAAGCAGAAAUACUUACCUUUGUAAUAACUCACGCUCAUUUCCCUCCUGGUGUUCCGCCGUCGGCAGCGCGGGUGCACACGCACUCCCGAUGGCACAUAUGUGUUGGACAUUAUUUCAUCUUCCCCUCCACAUCCGUCAAUAUUCAUAACCCCGGACAUUUCACACACUCACACUGCACGUUGUUUGAUGUCGUCUUGUCUAAUCGGUGUUGGUGAUGUUGAAUUGGGCAUGCGAUGGUCGGUGUUCCGGUGUGAGACGCUGCCAAACAGAGCGAUAGAGCGGCGAUCACUUAUGACGUCACUGACGGCGCCGCGCUGCCGCAGCGCACCGGAAACCAGCCAAACCAUUGUUUUAUAUUAGUAGGGGGUACCUUGUUUUUGCGUGUAUAUAAAUUAAAUAGUUGAAUGUAGUAUUUUUGUGUUUAAUGUUUUAUUUGUUGGUUUAUGUGUUUUGAGUUUGUGUUUAGUAUUAAUUAAUUGUGUAAAAGUAGAAAUGCCUGAAGUAGUGGGGUUUUUACCAUCUGUUAUUACCUGUUUGAAAAGUCCCAUUUGAAGGGGGUGGAGUCUGUCCUAUAUAAGGGCAGGCCAGAAUAAAACUUAUCACUUGUUUACCAAGUCGGAGCGAGAGAGCAACUGUGGUGCCUCAAGCGAUCUUUUUGUAACGCCUGUAUAUUGUGGAUACUUACCUGUAUAUUGACUUUUUUCAUUUGGAUUAUUCCCUCUUUAUUUUUCUGUUUAUUGUUUCUUUGGUACUUUGUUCACCUAUAUAUAUUUUUCACCGUUGGACUGUGUAUAUUUUUUGGCACUGUAAAUAAAUUGCACUUGCACAUAAGUGCUAUUGCGGGCUGAGCCAUCAUUUAACAUCUUUUACGGACAUUCACAACGUCCCCAAGCGAGUGGUGGUUCUCGUUUUAUCACAUAUGGUGGCAGCGGUGGGAUGGCAACCCGCAAGACAGCGCCAAAAGGAAAAAAACCCAGGACGGGUUUGCGGUCCCAGGGGAAGGUGGUGGCUGGAAAGGAUGUUACCUGGGAUUCAAUGGAAUCUACAGAGGAUGAAGAGGCAGCUACAAGGCUUCCUGAAGCAUCAGCAAAGGCCAGUUCACCACAGACCAAGCCCUUCACAGCUGGUGAAAUGUCUGGUGAAGGAAUGAUGUCUCUGAUGCGCAAAUUCCUGGAUGCACAAGAGGAGAGGGAAGAGAGAUAUCUGCGAGAGCUCCGUGGUCUACGAGAGUCCAUCGUACAGUCAGCACGGCCUGCAGAGACCUCGUAUGACAUAGAUAGUCUGCGGAUGGACCUACCAACUCCGGCAGCACAGAGAGGACCUACACGAGACAGGCAAGCACAUGUCCUAGACUCCACAAAUGUCCCAGCACCAAGUCAGCCAAUGCAGCGGUCUGAACCAAAAAUGCCAGCCUUCCAGCAGGGGGAAGACAUUGAAAACUAUCUUCGGCGGUUCGAGCGGUUGGCCAGGACCUGGGGGUGGCCUGAGCAGGAGUGGAGCUUUCGACUUGUCCCCUUGCUGACAGGGCAGGCACUGGAGGCAUACUUAGCGAUGGAUGAGGAGAAGGCAGAAGUGUAUGCUGAUCUAAGGGAGGCACUGCUGGAGAAAUUUAACAUCUCACCAGAAACUUACCGCCAGCGCUUCCGAGUGUCCUCUGUUCCAGCGGGAGAGUCACCAACAGAAACUUACCAUCGCUUGAGGAAUCUGUAUCGACGAUGGAUACGGCCUGAGGAGCAUACUAAAGAGGAGAUUGGUGAGGCUAUUAUCCUGGAGCAGCUUCUUCGUGUACUUCCGUAUGAUACUCGCACAUGGGUACGGGAGCAUGAGCCGAUGACAGGCCUGGCGGCAGCAAAGCUGGCUCAACAGUACAUGAAUGCUCACAGGGGAGGCCUGCGCACUCAACCACCAAGAGGUACUGUACGUUCUGUUUCUGAUCGUUCUGGGGCUGAAGCUGAGAAAAGUCACGCUGAUCGUAUAGACCAUGCACAAGGACAAAAAUCAUCUGUGGGCAAGGGACUAAUUUGUUUUUAUUGCCAACAGCCUGGACACAAAGCAUCAGUGUGUCCUGUGCGAAAAGCAAAAUUGACUGGAUUUUGUUAUGUUCCCAGAGAGGAAGACAAUGCUAGAGACUCUGUAGAGGAGAGUCAAAAUAGGUGUAAGGUGACAGUUAAUGGACAUUCGUUGCAAGCUCUUUUGGACACUGGUAGCACUCUUUCUCUGUUAAAACCAUGUUUUGUUUCAAAUGUAAAUUAUGUGAGCACUACCGCUGUUCAAUGUGUACACGGGGAUGUAAAGCAGUACCCUAGAGCUGAAGUCGUUGUUGAGGUGUAUGAUCAAUUGUACUUGUUAAAUGUUGCCAUAGUUGAUAACUUGCCAGCUGAUAUGAUUUUGGGUCAAGACUUGCCAGUACUAAAUGAUCUGUUACAAACCACCAAAGACUUUGAAACUGUUACUCCCUCUGCCACUGUUGAAGUGUCAUGUCCUGUUGUCACCCGGGCACAAGCCAAGGCAGGUCUGCAGCCACUGCCGGACUUGGACAGUAGUCUGUUGCAGGGCGGCACAAAGGGCCCUAGAAAGUCACGCCGACAGCGGCGUCUAGAGAAGUACAUGGGCACCCCAGUUUCUAAAACCUCUGUGGAUGGUCUUCAGGUUAGUGGCUGGAGGAUUCCGGAGGACAUUGCGAAAUUACAAAGGGAUGAUGAGUCUUUAAAAUCACUCUUUGAGAAGGCAGGGUGUGAAAAUGCAGCUAAUCUGUGCAAUGAAAAAUAUGUUGUGUUAAAUGGAGUGUUGUAUUUGCAGACAAAUGAUGUGACACGUUUAGUUGUUCCAACAUGUUGCCGCCAUAUUGUCUUACAUUUAGCACACACUGUUCCCUGGGCUGGCCACCUAGGACAGCAGAAAACAUAUGCACGCAUUAGUUCACGGUUCCACUGGCCUACACUAUACACAGAUGUUCAGACAUAUUGCAAUACAUGUGCCAUCUGUCAAAAGACCAGUGUUGUUUCCCAGCGGGGCAAAGCACCCCUGCAUCCUCUCCCUGUGAUCUCUUCUCCUUUCAGACGCAUCGCCAUGGACAUCGUAGGCCCACUUGAACGAAGUAGUGCAGGACAUCGGUACAUCCUGGUGGUCAGCGACUAUGCUACAAGAUAUCCAGAAGCGUUUCCACUCCGAUCCAUCACAACGCCGAAAAUCAUCCAUGCCCUCGUCCAAAUGUUCUCCAGAGUAGGCAUUCCAGAGGAGAUCCUAACAGACCAGGGAACUAACUUCACCUCACGGUUAAUGGGGCAACUAUACCAGCAGCUGGGUAUCAACGCCAUCAAGACGACCCCAUACCACCCUCAGACAGAUGAUCUGGUGGAGCGUUUUAAUCAAACCCUUAAGAACAUGUUACGUAAGUUUGUUGCCGACACAGGACGGGAUUGGGACAAGUGGUUGCCUUUUGUGCUUUUUGCCUACAGAGAAGUACCUCAAGCCUCAACUGGGUUCUCACCAUUCGAACUGCUCUAUGGAUGGCAAGUGCAGGGACCAUUGGACCUACUGAGAAGAGGGUGGGAAGACCCUGCAUCCAGAACGGAGGAGAAGGGCAUAGUGCAGUAUGUUCUAGAGAUGAGAGAUCGACUUGAGCGGUACAGGGAACUGGCCAAAGAGAACCUGCAAGAGGCACAAAAAGCUCAAAAACGAUGGUAUGACCAGCAUGCAAGACUUCGACAGUUCCAGCCGGGGCAGAAAAUUCUACUCCUAUUGCCAACAUCAUCGAAUAAGCUGUUGGCCAAGUGGCAAGGGCCAUAUACCGUGGUCCGCAAGAUGGGGCCAGUGACCUAUGAGAUCCACCACCCCUGACAAAGGGAAAGCUAAACAAACUUACCACAUAA
Molecule: messenger RNA, 4085 nt
Organism: Carassius auratus (goldfish)
Lineage: Eukaryota; Metazoa; Chordata; Actinopteri; Cypriniformes; Cyprinidae
Exons: 1
Coding region: 1150-4053 (967 amino acids)
Biological process (GO): proteolysis; DNA integration
Molecular function (GO): zinc ion binding; aspartic-type endopeptidase activity; nucleic acid binding
Source: RefSeq, a predicted model, not a curated record